Molecule: messenger RNA, 4620 nt
Organism: Macroventuria anomochaeta
Lineage: Eukaryota; Fungi; Ascomycota; Dothideomycetes; Pleosporales; Didymellaceae
Product: leptomycin B resistance protein pmd1
Exons: 9
Coding region: 422-4447 (1341 amino acids)
Biological process (GO): transmembrane transport
Cellular component (GO): membrane
Molecular function (GO): ABC-type transporter activity; ATP hydrolysis activity; ATP binding
Source: RefSeq, a predicted model, not a curated record
GUUUAGGACAAAACCUCGUUGGCGGCAGCUAGCGCAAACGAUCUACAAAGGCUAAGGGCUCCCGUGCUCCACUCCUACACACAAGCUCCGGGUCUGUACGCCUUACACUCAUUUCCUACACUUGAAAGGAAAGUAUAUAUAAUGUCACGCCGUUGCCUUCGUCGUAGUCACCGAUCAUCGUUGACCACUUCUAUACAUCCGUCUUGACCGCUCUUGCCGCUAGCACGGAGUUCCCGUGUCUUACUCUUCUUGGUCAUCGCGUAACAAGCUGUACGCCUUAUACAGCUGCCACUCUUCUUCACUUUCAGGCACCAGUUUCUGGUACCUUCGUCAACGCGCAUCGUUGCAUAAAUUCUGCCUAGGGCACUUAAUAACAGGGCUGAACCCUUCGAUGUCUUAGUCGCAAUCUCGAAAACCAAACAUGGCCGACACCAAACCUUUGUCCCCGUCCGCUAACGCGGAAGGCAAGACUGCUGCACUCCAAGCGCAAAUCGUCGAAGCAAACACAGUCGACAAGAAUGAUGUCGCAAAAACUGCUGGAAAGGCUAGAGGCGCCGUUGGACCUACAUCUAAGAAAGGCCCGGAUGCUGGGUUGAAAAGUUACUUCCGCGUUUUCAAGUAUGGAACAGCGCUCGAUUACUUCUUGAUCGCACUAUGUUGUCUCACAUCAAUCGGCUCGGGCAUAGCGUACCCACUGAUGAACAUUGUUUUCGGCCAGCUCGUGGGUAACUUCACAAAUUACUUCCUUCCUGACACCACUGUCACGAGAGACGAAUUCCAGGCCGAUAUCAACAAUUUGACACUCUAUAUUCUGUACCUUUUCAUCGCGAAAUUCGUGCUGUCCUAUGUAUCGAUGCUUUGCAUCCGUAUCAGCGGGCUACGAAUGUCCGCAGCUCUUCGUCUGGCAUACCUGCGUGCCCUCUUCGCUCAGCCUGUCGCCACAAUCGAUACUAUAUCCCCCGGCAAAGUAUCAACUCGAAUCACGACGUCGUCAAACACAGUCCAAAUCGCUAUCUCACAACACUUCGCGAUGUUGUUCCAAUCACUCGCAUUCAUAAUAGGCCUAUACGUUGUAUCCUUUGUCAAAGGGUGGCUGUUGACUCUGGUAGCUUCGGCGGCGCUGCCUUUCAUCUUGGUUGUAUACGGCCUGAUUGUGCCGCCCUUCAUCAAUAUCCAAAAAGUGACCGCGAAACACCUUGAAGAUGCUUCAGCAAUGGCCUUCGAGAUGUUCUCUUCUGUGCGGGUGGUGGUAGCUUUCGGUGCUGAAGCUAAGCUAGCUAGACUGCACGAGCUUGCAGUUGCCAAAGCUGGAGAGAACGAGAAGAAGGCUGCGCCGUUCAUGGGUCUUUUGAUGGCUCCGCAAAUGGCGGCCAUGUAUGGCACUUUCGGUCUUACCUUCUGGUAUGGUAUCAAACGAGCAUCUGAGGGUCAUGGCAAUGUUGGUGACAUAACAGUCGUCUUGUUCUCCGUUAUGAUGGCGGUCAUGAACAUUGGUCGUUUAGCAGGCCCAAUAAUGGCCAUAUCAAAGGCUGCUACUGCAGCGCACGAGCUGUUCGUCACCAUCGAUGCACCUCUGCCUGACACCUCCGGCAUGAGAGAUCCCGAGAUCAACGCAGAUGCCGACAUUACGUUUGAAAACGUUGCCUUCUCGUACCCGAGCAGACCGAACGUACAGAUAUUAGAUAGUCUUGACCUCAGACUCAGUGCUGGCAAAGUCACUGCAAUAGUCGGACCGUCUGGCUCAGGCAAAAGCACAAUCGUGGGCCUUGUUCAGAGGUGGUAUGAGCUUGCAGGCACAACUGCAAUUGAGAAAAGCGACGCUCCUCCGCCGCCGGUCGUAGACGAACAGCAAACACGAAAGCCUAAGAAUUUCUGGCAACGGAAGAAAGUUGACGACAAGCAGCCCAAAUACGAGAAAACACCGGACAAAGCAAAGAAAGAAGAGGAAGUCGACCUGGGUCCGAAUACUUGCACUGGAACGAUCAGAGUCGGCGGGGCGGACCUGCGCGAGGUUGACUUGAAGUGGUGGCGCUCGCAGAUUGGACUUGUGCAGCAAGAACCAUUCUUGUUCAACGACACCCUUUUCAACAAUGUUGCAUUCGGUCUUUGCGGGACAGACAGGCAAGAUUUGUCAAAAGCCGAGAAAAUGAAGAUGGUAGAGGAGGCAUGUCGAGAAGCAUACGCUGAGGAAUUCAUUUUAAAACUACCUCAAGGCUACGACACACUUGUAGGCGAGAGCGGCAUCAAGCUUUCUGGAGGUCAGCGUCAGCGCAUCGCCAUUGCUCGAAGCAUUAUCAAGCAGCCCGCUAUUCUCAUCUUGGACGAAGCAACCAGCGCUAUCGACGUGCGCACAGAGAGGAUAGUCCAACAGGCCCUGGAUCGCGUAUCGAGAAAUCGGACCACGAUCGUCAUCGCCCAUCGCCUUUCUACCAUCAGGCGCGCAGACAAGAUUGUAGUGCUGCGAAAAGGCAAGCUCGUUGAGGAGGGAACACAUGACGAGCUUGUUCAACUCGAAGCAGGCGUCUACCGUAGCCUUGUGUACGCUCAAGAGCUUGCAAUGGAACCGGAAGGCGCUCAUGAGAUCUCUGAAGAAGCUCAGCUGGAAAGAGUCAACACUCUAGAUGCGAAAUGCGCCAACGCGCAAGAAACAGAGUCCCAUACGUCCGAAGUGGAUCCUGAGUACAAAGAGCGAGGCCUAGUGCUUAGCUUUGGUCGUCUACUCUACGAACAGCGUAGCCAAUGGCUCCUCUACUCGAUUUCAACAGUCGGUAUUUUCAUGGCUGGAGCCAUCUACCCAGUGCAAGCUUUUAUUUUCGCCAAAGUCAUCGAAGUCUUUACCUUCACGGGCAAUCGCCUCGUCAGUCAGGGCAACUUCUGGGCCGGCAUGUUCGGAGUGGAGGCCGCUGCUGUUUUCAUUGCUUACUUCGUCAUUGGCUAUGCUCUUCAUUAUGUCGAAGUCGUGGUCACGGCGAUCUACGGUCAAGAAUACCUGAGCAACAUGAUGCAAAAACGGAUUGUCUGGUUCGAUGACCAAGGACACAGCCCCGGGUCUCUCACUUCUCGCUUGAGUUCUGACGUCGUGCAACUUCGCCAGCUAAUGACAACGGAGAUGUCUAUUGCCCUCAUUGCAGUCGUCAAUCUAGUCGGGUCUUUGAUCAUCUCUUUUGUCUACGGUUGGAAGCUCACACUAGUGGCCCUCUUCUCCAUCAUGCCAAUCAUUCUUGGUGCUGGCUACAUGCGGAUGCGGCUGGAAAUACAAUUCGAGAAGAAGAACGCUAAGGUGUUCGAGGAAAGCAGUCAGUUUGCCACGGAGGCUGUCGGUGCCUUCCGAACGGUUCUUAGUCUCAUCAUGGAAGACAUGAUCGGCAAUCGAUAUCAGAGCCUUUUGGUCAGCCAUGUCAAGCAUGCCUUUGGCAACGCAAAGUACUCGACGAUUGUAUUUGCGGCAAGUGAUAGUCUUGAACUGGGUUGCAUGGCUUUGGCGUUUUGGUACGGCGGUACGCUACUCGCCAAAAGGGAGUACGGCCUAGUCGACUUCUUCGUCAUCUACACUGCGGUAGUACAAGGUGCCAUUGCUGCUGGCAUGUGGUUCAGCUUUGCACCAAACAUGGCUCAGGCAACUGGAGCCGCAAACCGCAUUCUCAGUAUGCGACCUCCAAAGGAUGCUGCAGCGCCUACUUACCCAGCUUUGCGCAAUCCCUCUGGUGGCGUCAGUGUCGACUUUCAGAAUGUAAACUUCACCUACAAGUCCCGCGACACGCAGGUCCUUUCGAACCUAAACCUGCACGUCGCUCCUGGGCAAUUCGCUGCUCUAGUAGGCGCUUCUGGCUGCGGCAAAUCCACCACCAUCUCCCUCCUCGAGCGUUUCUAUGAUGCCACAUCCGGCACAAUCCUCUACAACGGCCAAGAUCUAACGACCCUUGAUCCAUCCCUCUACCGCCAACAACUCAGUCUCGUGUCGCAAGAACCAACCCUCUACGAAGGCACCAUCAAGGAUAAUGUUGCCCUCUCUGUCGACGCUGCCACAGAUGCAGACAUCGAAGCGGCGUGCACAGAUGCGCAGAUCCACGAGUUCAUUGUCUCGUUGCCAGACGGUUACAACACCCGUCUUGGUCCUAAGGGCAUGAGCCUGUCUGGCGGGCAAAAACAGCGUCUCAGUCUUGCGAGGGCCUUGUUGCGAAAGCCAAAAUUGCUAUUACUUGAUGAGGCUACUUCGUCGCUUGACAGCGAGAGCGAGAAGCUGGUGCAAGCGGCCAUCGAGAGAGCUGCUGGUGACGAUGCUAGGACUAUGAUUGCGGUUGCGCAUCGAUUGGCGACGAUCCAGAAGGCAGACGUCAUCUUCGUUAUGGGUAGUGGAAGGGUGUUGGAGCAGGGUAGUCACCAGGAACUGCUGAAGAAGCGAGGCGUGUAUUGGCAAAUGUGUCAAGCUCAGGCUUUGGAUCACUAGACCUGACUUCAGAGUGGUGGCACAAGAGAAAAAACAAAGGCGGCGUAGCGGUACCUUCAUUUCAACGCUUUCGAUAACCUUCUGCAUACUGCAUUGAAAAAACUAGUCCAGAGACUUACAGGUAUAUAGACGCAUAGAGAUUCGCCACUUAAACUCUGUAAUAUACAUUUGCG